Molecule: messenger RNA, 2994 nt
Organism: Beta vulgaris subsp. vulgaris (sugar beet)
Lineage: Eukaryota; Viridiplantae; Streptophyta; Magnoliopsida; Caryophyllales; Amaranthaceae
Product: ABC transporter G family member 23
Exons: 1
Coding region: 57-2024 (655 amino acids)
Cellular component (GO): membrane
Molecular function (GO): ABC-type transporter activity; ATP hydrolysis activity; ATP binding
Source: RefSeq, a predicted model, not a curated record
AUGCCAUUUAGUCCUAAACAAAAAACUUGUACACUUAACACCCCCAAAACAAAGCAAUGGCAAAAUGCUUUAAGCAACCCAUCACAGAAGAUGACUCAAUAAUCCUUUUCUCGACCUCCGAUUCGAAUGAAGAAUUAUCCGGUUGCUCCUCCUCGUCGUCCUCCUCGGGCCACCAUUCUCCGCCACCACCAGCAACCAAGGUGCACUCCGCCGCGGCUUAUAAGCUAAGUGUCAAAAACCUCUCCUACACCCUCCACCAAAAUGGGGGCCCAUUUCAUAGAACCAAGCCCAAUAUUAAAAUUCUUAAAUCAGUUUCUUUUACAGCCCAAAGCUCACAAAUGUUAGCAGUUGUGGGCCCAAGUGGGACCGGGAAAUCAACCCUACUUAGAGUUAUAUCAGGUAGAGUUAAAAAGAGAGAAUUUGACCCAAAUUCAAUCUCAUUAAAUGAAAGCCCAAUAACAAGCCCAACCCAAUUGAGAACUUUAUGUGGGUAUGUAGCCCAAGAAGAUGAUUUACUCCCUUUACUUACCGUUAGAGAAACUUUAAUGUUUCGCGCCAAAUUUCAGUUAAGACAGUUAAAUUCUAAAGAGAGAAAAAACAGAGUAGAUACCUUGUUACAAGAACUUGGGCUUCUCCAAGUUGCAGAUAGCUUUGUGGGUGAUGAAGAAAAUAGGGGAAUUUCCGGAGGAGAGCGAAAACGAGUCUCGAUUGGUGUCGAAUUGAUCCAUGAUCCUCCAAUCUUACUCCUAGAUGAGCCUACUUCAGGGCUAGAUAGCUCCUCAGCACUUCAAGUGAUUGAGUUGCUUUCUUCCAUGGUGUCGAAAUCGAAUCAAAAGACUAUCAUUUUUUCGAUACAUCAACCGAGUUAUCGAAUGUUUAGGCACAUUUCCCACUUCUUGAUCCUAUCACAUGGGUGGGUUGUUCAUAAUGGAAGCCUUGAAUUGCUUGAGGAAAGGAUUUCUCAAUUGGGUUAUCAAAUUCCUUUACAAUUAAAUGCACUUGAGUUUGCAAUGGAGAUUAUUUCCAAACUAGAAGAUAAAAACCAAUCAAUUUCACAACUCAAACAACCUAAUAAUCCCUCUUCUUCCACAUUUAGGAACCAAAUUGAGAAAUUCGAUUUUCAACAAUCAAUAUCAUCAUCAACAAAUGAUGAAGGAAUUAAAGGGUAUUUCUACAAUUGGGUGUUUGAGAUAAUUAUCCUUUCUUCAAGAUUUUGGAAAGUAAUCUAUAGAACAAAACAACUAUUUCUUGCAAGAACAAUGCAAGCUCUUGUAGCAGGUUUUGGGCUAGGAAGUGUGUAUCACAAAUUAGGGAAAGACGAAAUCGGUGUAGGAGAAAGAUUAGGCCUCUUUGCCUUCAGUCUAAGCUUCCUACUUUCGUCGACCGUCGAAGCAUUACCAAUUUACCUCCAAGAAAGAAAGGUAAUAAUGAAAGAAUCAUCAAGAAAAGCUUACAAAAUGUCAUCUUAUAUGAUAGCAAAUACCCUCAUUUUCCUUCCUUUUUUGCUUGUAAUUGCUCUACUUUUCUCUGUUCCUGUGUAUUGGAUUGUAGGCUUAAACCCUUCAAUCCAAGCAUUCUCCUUCUUUGUCUUCACAGUUUGGCUAAUAAUCUCAAUGGCUAGCUCACUAGUCAUGUUCUUAAGCUCGAUUUCGCCCGAUUUUAUAGCCGGAAACUCGCUUAUUUGCACUGUUCUUGGAGCUUUCUUCUUGUUUUCAGGCUAUUUUAUACCAAAAGAGAUUAUACCAAAGUAUUGGGUAUUUAUGUAUUAUGUUUCUUUGUAUAGGUACCCUUUGGAUUCAUUGAUUGUGAAUGAAUAUUGGGGUAUGAGAAAUGAUUGUUUUUCUUGGGCAAAUAAUGAUCAUAAUAGUAGUUGUUUGAUGAAUGGAAAUGAUGUUUUAAUUAGUAGAGGGCUAGAUAGAGAUAUUAGGUGGGAAAAUGUUGGGAUUAUGAUUGGAUAUUUCUUGUUGUAUAGGGUUAUUUGUUGGGUCAUUUUGGCCCGUCGAGUUACAACUACUACUCUAUAGUUGAUUUUUUCGCUGAAUAGAAAAUCAUUGUUGUAAACGAUGCGUUAGAAUUUUCUCUCGGUCCUAAUAUUAUUUUUUUACCUUUUAUUAAAAAAAAUGUUGAAUAGAAAAUAUUGUUUUGUAACUUUUCAUCAUUUUUAUGUAAAUCUUGUAAACUGUGUAAUCUAGUGUACAUUAUUGCGGAUAAUUAACAUCAACGGAUCUGUGGCGCAAUGGUAGCGCGUCUGACUCCAGAUCAGAAGGUUGCGUGUUCGAUUCACGUCAGGUUCAAUCCCCUGAUCCAAUCACAGAUCAAUCCCUUUUUUUUUCAUUUUGUUUUUUUGAUCCAUGGUUUUUAUAUAUAAUAAAACUCCCAAAUUCUAAAUUUCACUGCUUUUGUAACGAACAUCCACUAAAAUUUAAAAUAUGAUAUCGUUUUUUGUUAUCAGUUUUCAUUUUUUUUUGAAAUAUAUAUAUACACUUCGUCAAUUUUUUAAUUCUUGCAACAGUUUUUAUUUGCAGAUUAUUUUCUUUUUAUUGUUUACAAUAUUAACUUUUUUUGGCACUAUAUUCUCUCUCUUUUUUUCAUAGCAUUUUGGGUUUUUUUUUAUGUAUUUCAUCGUCUUAAUCCUUAUGCACAUUUCGAUGUUGCGAGUAUAUAAAGACAGAAGAAGCAUGUUACAAGAAUAUAUUAAGAAAAGUAAUUACUAUUAUUCUUUUGUUAGUUUCAAUAGAUAGAUGAUUAGCAUAAUGGAAACUCAUUUUAUUUUCAUAUACAACCUAUGCUGCUCUCUCAAGUCUAAAAUAAUUGCUCUAUAGCUAGUUUUCACAUCGCUCAUUAAAGAAUCUAGAGAAUUUUAUUUGGUAUCUGUCCCACAAAAUACGUUCUUCUUUUGUUUUUUUUCAAAUGGACCAUUGUGACAUAAGACAUUAUGCUGUUAUGCACAUAAGUCUUAGCUUGUCAUACAUUUAAGUAAAUAUAGUCAAAGUA